Cryptomeria japonica (Japanese cedar) is the source of this 1051-nucleotide messenger RNA. Its product is annotated as ESCRT-related protein CHMP1. Gene Ontology annotation, cellular component: multivesicular body; ESCRT III complex. The record is from RefSeq and is a predicted model, not a curated record. Gene Ontology annotation, biological process: protein transport; endosome transport via multivesicular body sorting pathway; late endosome to vacuole transport. The coding region runs from base 277 to 897 and encodes 206 amino acids. NCBI's taxonomy places the organism in Eukaryota, Viridiplantae, Streptophyta, Pinopsida, Cupressales, Cupressaceae. The transcript has 2 exons.
AAACUUUUUUUUGAGGUCCGCUCUAGCAUCGAUGAAAGAGAUGUUGUGGGUAUGUCUGUUUGUCUGUCUAUAUCUUAUGUCUCUCACAGCCGUUGAAGAAACACAAUACAGGCGUUCAGAUUUUUCACUCUGCUGCUUUUCUGUAGAGGGAUUAGUUUUACCUUUGCGCUCUGUAUUUCUCAAAUCCAACGAGACUUUCAUAUUGUCGUUACUGUUUCGGCAUACUCAGAUUGCUUUGGUGUUUACAAGGGCUUCAAACAGGGUUAGGGUUUAGAGAUGGGCAAAGGCAGUCAAGAGAAGCUUCUAGAACAGAUAUUCCAGCUGAAAUUCACAUCAAAGAGCCUGGUUAGACAGGCAAAGAAAUGCGAGGCAGAAGAGAAAGCGGAGAAAGUGAAAAUAAAGAAGGCCAUUGAGAAAGGGAACAUGGAUGGCGCGCGCAUAUAUGCGCAAAAUGCAAUCAGAAAGCACAACGAGCAACUCAACUACUUGAGAUUGGGGUCUAGACUGGAUGCCGUUGUUGCUCGUCUGAGCACUCAGAGCAAAAUGGAAAACAUCAGCAAGUCCAUGUCUGGGAUUGUCAAGGCAUUGGACAGUGCACUAGCCCUUGGGAAUAUGCAAAAGAUCUCACAAACCAUGGAUCAAUUCGAGAGGACUUUUGUAAACAUGGAAGUGCAGUCCUCAUUUGUGGACACGGCAAUGGCAGGCAGUACUUGUCUUUCCACACCUGAAGAUGAUGUGAAUUCGUUAAUGCACCAAGUUGCUGAUGACUAUGGAUUAGAGGUUUCUGUUGGGCUUCCACAGGCAGGGACAAGUUCUGUUCCUUUAAAGGACAAGGCCCCUGUUUUACCCGAAGAUGAUUUGAGCCAAAGAUUGGCUCACCUAAAGUCCAGAGGCUAAUGAUUAGACCAAGCGACCUAGCCUGGCUUGGCGUGAUUGUUUUUUAGUUUUUACUUGCAGAAGGGGGAUUGUUAACAUGCUCUAUUCAUUUCAGUAAAUUAUUUUGUGCUGACUACUUUGAAAUAUCAAGUAGUUUUCUCUUUGGCAUAUUUAA